AUGGGCCCUUAUGUGCCCCCGGGCCAGUCACCUCCUUUCGAGGUAGUCGACGAAUACCACCAUGGCGCAUGGAUAAUCAUCUCCGCCGCGCUGGGGCUCGUGGUCACGCUCGUCUGCUUUUUGAUCAGGCUGUAUGUUCGGCUCAUGCUGAUUCCGCCGUUUGCGAGGGAUGAUUAUGUGCUAUUGGGGGCUACGAUCAUGGCGAUAGUACAGGCCUCCCUGAUAUUCUACGCAUGUUCGCGCGGGUUCGGCACAUCCAUCAUUUUUCUAGAUGAUACCCGCCUCAACCAGAUCCAGGCUUUAAUUGCAAUAAGCGACAUCUUCGCCCUGGUCAUUAUCUACCUCUCAAAAUGCUGCGUCGUCACUAUCUAUCUCCGUCUUACGCCUCAAAAACCACAUAAUAGGGCCUCGUGGGCUACGUUGGCUCUGUGCACGGCGUGGCUCAUUCCAGCUAUUUUUAUCUUACUGGUCAAUUGUGAGCUGAACAAGCCUUGGAGGUCACAGGGUGGACAGUGUCUAAAUUUGUUCAAACGCUGGCAAUUCAUCGCAGCCGUCGACGUGAUUACCGAACUCAUAAUCUUUUUCCUGGCAGUAAUCCUACUAAAAGGCCUGUUCAUGUCGAUGAAACGCAAACUGGCCAUAGGCUUCGCAUUUAUAUUCCGAUUCCCUCUGAUAAUAUUCACCCUCCUCCACAUCUCAAGCCUCCACUCCGCUUUAUCGGAAACAGACGUCACCCUCGCCGCCGUCGAGCCCACUCUCUGGCUACAGGUCGAAGUCCACUACGCCCUCGUUGCAUGCAGUGUCUUCUGUCUACGUCCUUUCAUGGCGGCUGUGAGUACCAAUUACGGUACGGCGGGUGACUCGAAUUUGGAAAGUAGUGCGUCGGCAUCGAGGAGCAAGAGCUCGAAGUCGGGGUCGGGGUCGGGUUCGGGGAAUGGCUCGAGGAGUAGGAGUUUGUGUCGGGCUCAGAGGAAGAGGGCAGGGACGGAGAGUAAUACUAGGGGGCUGAGGUCGGCGUCGAAGGAGGAGUUGUGUGAUGGGAAUGUGCAGGAUGGGAUGGGGAGGGAGUGGAAGAAGCAGGUUAAGAAUACUCGAGAGGAAGCGAGGGCUCCGAUAAGACGGUCUAUGUUUGCGAUCAGCGAGCCUAGCAUGAAGAACUUUUCGCGGCUGGAUAAAGGGAAAGAUGGGCGUGGGUCGGGGUCGGGGUCGGGGUCGGGGUCGGGACCGGGUCUGGACGGGGAUGCCAUUGAGCUGAUACCUCAGACACAUCGGGAUAGUCGAGGGGCGAGUGAUGGACCGGAGAGUGGGCCCGAUCCGAUGGUUAUUCGGAAGGAGGUCCAGUACUCGGUUCAGUACGAGUAUGAUGAGGCAAGACGGAGGGGACAGGGGCCGUCGAAGAGAGUAUCUAAUGAUGCUAUGGCCUAUGUAUAA
Penicillium cinerascens is the source of this 1431-nucleotide messenger RNA. RefSeq lists its product as uncharacterized. Lineage: Eukaryota; Fungi; Ascomycota; Eurotiomycetes; Eurotiales; Aspergillaceae. Bases 1 to 1431 code for a protein of 476 amino acids. The record is from RefSeq and is a predicted model, not a curated record. The transcript has 5 exons.